UUUAGUAGUAAUUUUACAUAGCACAUUUGUUUGAAGUCUCGAUCUUCGUUUCCUCUUGGUCCUUUGUCCGGUGGAAACCGUCGGACCUUCCUAAUUCCUCUCUUGAUAAAAAGCACUUGCGGUGGGGCAUUUUAUUAAUCUUUAUUCGUAUUCCGUUCCGCUCCGGUUAGUUCUCAUCCCGCCCAAAACUUCAAUUCAAAUUAAACCCCCCAUCCAAUCAACAAACAGUACCAACACCCUUUCUACUUCGAAGAAAAUGGCGUUGACGGAAGGAGAAGGAAGCUCAGAGAUGGAGGUCACGGAGAUUGAGACGACUGCUGAGUUCUUGGACGGCUCUGUCAUCUUCCACCUCGUCAAGGACGCCAUUGGUUUCGUUCUCUACAUGCACCAGCAAAUCCCUUCCAUUUUGCAGGAUAUCAGUCUUGAAUUCGAGUCGAUGCAUGCUGAAUAUAAAGAGUUGGAGAUGGAUCUUGCAAAAACUGAGGUAAAGGCAUCUUUGCGAAGAAUGCACGUUGGCAGAAUGAGAGAGUGUAAACAAGGGAUUAGAAGGAUGGAAAAGUUUAUGAAUUCAGUUUCAUGUCUUCAAACUGCAUUGCAAUUGAUGAUAAGCGAAAUCCCUAACAUCCAGGAGGUUAUUUUGGUCCUUGGGACAAGUCCAAUUCGACCUCAGCAUGUUUAUCAGAUGUAUUUUUCACAUUCAAAUGCUGCUCCUUCUGUUGAAGCUGAUUUCAUAAAAGGCAAAACAGCAGAAGGGCUUUCAAAAAAGGCUAUUAGGGCUUUGAUUUCAAGAGGUGCAGGUUCCAGUUCCUGUCCAGGCCCUACGAAGUUGUUUCUAAUGGUUAAAGCUCCCACCUCAUUUAAUCUGCCUUUGCAUUUUCUUCCAAAGCGUGACUUCAGAUACAGCAAAAGGAUUGUGCCUUUCAGACUACGAUUUAGAUGCAGAACCCAAGGUUUGGAAAUAGAUGCUUCCGGUCAUGGUUCGCUGUCCAGCAGAUCAACUGGUUUGAUAAAUUCUUCUUCAAGUGAUUUCAUUUGGUUUCAAUGUCGGCAUGCAAUUAAGGGCAUAGCAUUCAAGACACCCGAAGAAGGAUGAGAAAGUUCAUCUUCCCAUGAUGAAAGAUUUGUCUUCUUGCCUUAUUACCUUGUUCUGUUUCCUUAGGAGGUUUUUUAGUAUAACUUUUCAUAUGCAUAGAUGUAAGAGCUCGUACAUAUUGAUAAACAAAGCUACAAGUUUGGUGGCUGUGGUUAUAAGUGGCCACCGAUUA
This is a messenger RNA of Theobroma cacao (cacao), 1265 nucleotides long. Its product is annotated as non-structural protein. The record is from RefSeq and is a predicted model, not a curated record. Gene Ontology annotation, cellular component: nucleus. Lineage: Eukaryota; Viridiplantae; Streptophyta; Magnoliopsida; Malvales; Malvaceae. Gene Ontology annotation, biological process: regulation of exit from mitosis.